AUGUCGCAUUUACAAUCUAAUAAUUCGAUAGUGGAGGAAAUUGAUCCUGAAAAGAGGAAUUUUGAUAAUCAUCAUCAAGGUUCUCUAUCUGAUUUUGAAUAUGGUAAAGAAAAAGUACCAUUUGAAACUUCACAUGAUUUAUCAGUAGAUUCAAAUACUGAAGUUAUACAACAAUCAGGAUCCAAAAGUGAGAGAUUUUGGAGAACAGUUAAAGCCAAAUGUCCUUAUUAUAAAUUAGCAUUUCAUAUAUUUUUAGGAUGUUUUUUUACAUCAUGGUGGUUAUCGAUUGUUAUACAGGAUAACCAUAGACAUCAAUGGUUAAUACCAACAAUUCUCUGGGGUAUGAUUAUGGUUAGAUUAAUUACAUGGCAUUGCAGAAUAUUGAAUUGGACUUUGGCAAAAGUUAAAAUCGUAUGGGAUUAUUUUACUGAUAUAAUUUAUGCAAAAGUUUUACCACAAAGAUAUCAAAGAUUAAUUGCAGGUGGAACUAUAACAGUUGCUGUUAUAGUAUUAGGAGCUUUUAUUCCAUCCGAAACUGAAUUUUCUAAAAGACCAGAUAGAGCUAUUUCCUUUUUUGGAUUGGUAGUUGCUAUAUUUGGUUUGUUUGUCACUUCAAAAAAUCCUAAAAAAGUUCAAUGGAAUACAGUUAUUGGUGGUAUGUUGAUGCAAUAUAUAGUCGCAUUAUUUGUUUUACGUACUAAAUGUGGGUUUGAUGUUUUUAAUUUUAUAAGUACCUUAGCUAGAGAAUUAUUAGGAUUUGCAAAAGAUGGGGUUGCAUUUUUAACUAAUGAAGAAUGGGCUAACCAACCAUAUUUCUUCUUUACUGUUUUACCAGCAGUUGCAUUCUUUGUUGCUUUCGUUCAUAUCCUUUAUUAUUAUGGUGUUAUUCAAUGGUUCAUCAAAAAGUUUGCAUUUUUCUUUUUCUGGUCUUUACGUGUUUCAGGUGCUGAAGCUGUUACAGCUGCAGCUUCACCUUUUAUUGGUAUGGGUGAAAGUGCAAUUUUAAUUAAAGAUUUGAUACCAUAUUUAACAAAAGCUGAAUUACAUCAAGUUAUGACUUCUGGUUUUUCAACAAUCUCAGGUGCUGUUUUAGUAGGUUAUAUUGGUUUAGGUUUAAAUCCACAAGCUUUAGUUAGUUCUUGUGUCAUGUCAAUUCCUGCUUCAUUAGCUGUUUCUAAAUUAAGAUAUCCAGAAACUGAAAAUCCAAUCAGUAGUGGUAAAGUUAUGCUACCAAAACAAGCUGAAAAAGAAAUUGAAAAAGAUCAACCACAAAAUGUGUUACAAGCUUUCAGUAAUGGUGCUACUUUAGGUUUGAAAAUUGCUGGUACUAUGAUGAUUCAAUGUAUGUGUAUUAUUGCAGUUGUUGCAUUAGUAAAUGGUAUUUUAACUUGGUUUGGUAAUUAUUGGAACAUUAAUGAAUUGACAUUGGAAUUAAUGAUGUCUUAUUUAUUAUAUCCAAUUGGUUUCUUAUUAGGUACUCCAAGGAGUGAGAUUUUACUGGUUUCAAAGUUAAUUGCUUACAAGUUCAUUCAAAAUGAAUAUGUUGCUUAUAAUUUAUUGAUGACUGAAUCACCUUAUACAGAAAUGUCAAAAAGAGGAAUCUUAAUUGCAACUUUCUCAGUUUGUGGAUUUGCCAACCUUGGUAGUUUGGGUAUUACGAUCUCCGUUUUAAACACAUUGACAAACUACACAAGAUCUAAUGAUAUCAGUUCAUGUAUUAUCUCAGCAUUAUUUUGUGGUGCAAUUGCUACAUUAUUAUCAGCCUGUUUUGCAGGAAUGGUUAUGCAUGACCUUGGUAGUUUCAAUUUAUAG
This is a messenger RNA of Insectozyma verbasci, 1812 nucleotides long. The record is from the annotation of a GenBank genome assembly. Lineage: Eukaryota; Fungi; Ascomycota; Pichiomycetes; Serinales; Debaryomycetaceae.